Messenger RNA from Paramuricea clavata, 4122 nucleotides. Lineage: Eukaryota; Metazoa; Cnidaria; Anthozoa; Malacalcyonacea; Plexauridae. The record is from the annotation of a GenBank genome assembly.
CAAAGAACACCACUUUACAAGAUCAAUAAGGCAUGACCUCCUCAACGCCUCCCCGUAUUGCUCCCUGACCAUAAUAAUUAUAUAGGGUUGACUGUUCAAUACCUUUCACAGAGCGUUCUGAUCAUUUGGCGGGCGGAGAGACAACAGUCAAUUGCAACGGAAUUAAAUUCACGUGAGUGGAUUUAAAUAUAUCGUUAACUGGUUAUACGUGUUCGUGUCAUAAGUUACAGGUAUAUAAUUGGCCUAUAGUCUGAGCUUUGUGGUGUAAACAAACAUCGACCCAGCCUAGAAAAUCUGGGCCAAAUGGGAUCGUUGGCCUAGGCAUGCAUGGCUUAAGCUAAGCCUUGUGGCAAUAUACCAACAAUACAAUCGUAUUACAAUCACCUCGGCCUGGCCUUAUAUCAACACGGUCAUGAAGGUAAAACUUUACUGUUUAAAUUUUCAGGCAUGCUAAUUACCAAUCUCAACCGAAGGUAUUCUUCAUAAAGAGCUUGUACAAGAAUACAAACUAAUCCACUAAAACAAUAUAAAUGGCAAAAGCGUAGCUAUAUGAUAAAUUGCAUAAAAGGUAUACUGCCUUCAGUAAGAAUCGACUUUACUGUUUACUGCAAUUUUGUUUCAUGCAAAUGGCGAUGGUAUUCAUGUUUGCCACUUUCAGUAUGGCAGACCCACGUGAAAGUUAUAUCGCCAGGUUAUGUCUCUCUUUGAUAUUUAUCCUAGUCACAAGCCUAUCUAUAACUCUGUUAGACACGAAACUAAAAAGUAGGACCAUCGCUCGAAAUUUCGAUGUUUUCGUAAUCUGUCAAAAUAUGGUUACACCCAGCACUUAUUACUAAGUACUGGAGAUUUGCAAAAUAAUGUAGUCAAGUUAUUACGUGUCAAUAAUAUUGCUAUAUUAUCAAAGAUGUCAACGACAAUUUUACGUUGAAUCGAAAGAGAAAGAAGCUUGAUUUUCUCUAUUUCUUUCCUUGUACGUAACCAAAGGGGAAAUUAUGGAUGCACUGAAUCCCUGAUCCCAUGAAAGAUAAUUUUUGGCUACUUUCGUGAAUAAUUUGACAUUUAUGGUUGCACACGAAUGAUUGUAAUGAAUUCUGUCACAUUUUUCCGAUUUCGCAAUUAGCACAACUAACUUCUAUUCGUUAGAGAUAUGAUUUUUUCCUGUGAAACCAAAGUGUUAUUUGCUGUGUUCACUGUUUUCUCCAAUACAUUUCUGUACUAAAAUUUCGCAUUUGACUGAGAAAAAAUAUGAGCGGGAUGGCAGUGCUAGCCAGAGGGUGCGCAGACUGUGCGGCGUCUGUGGUACCAUAGAUAUAGGAGAUCUAGAUUGCUAACGCAUACCUAGCGCAGGCGGGGCCUACAUGAUAAAUCCAAGAUGGCGGUACAAGAGGGCAAAAAGACUAUAGAUUCUAUUACGAAAAUCAAUAUUUUUGCAUUUUUUGCCGUCGCAUUGUUUUGAAACUUAUUCGGUCAAAUUUUAUGGUAAAGAGAAACUUACCGCGAAGAUUUUGAGCAUAUAUAUGAUUGAAUUGGAUGAAAAAUCGCAAAAUUAUCCAGCGAUAAAAGUUCGUGUAUAGUACUGAUAUAGUACUAUAUAUGUAACUUGUACAGUUUUGCUUUAAUUUUUGCUCACUAUUUGCAUAAAAAGCAAAUUAUAACAGAUCAUAGAUGAUAGACCCUCAUCCAGUGCUCUUCUCUAACAAGCAAGGAGGGGGUACAUAACAGUUCAUUUUUUAUAAUUAUGAGGACAGAGCAGAUGAUGAUGAGAGAUGCAAGUAUAAAACACCAUUCACAAGGCUAGAUGUUAACAUAUCACAGUAUUUCUGGCAAUAAAACGCUCCAACUGACCAACUGACCAUUUCACACGAACUUUUAUCGCUGGAUAAUUUUGCGAUUUUUCAUCCAAUUCAAUCAUAUAUAUGCUCAAAAUCUCCGCGGUAAGUUUCUCUUUACCAUAAAAUUUGACCGAAUAAGUUUCAAAACAAUGCGACGGCAAAAAAUGCAAAAAUCUUGAUUUUCGUAAUAGAAUCUAUAGUCUUUUUGCCCUCUUGUACCGCCAUCUUGGAUUUAUCAUGUAGGCCCCGCCUGCGCUAGGUAUGCGUUAGCAAUCUAGAUCUCCUAUAUCUAUGUGUGGUACUUUGUGAGGCUCAAAGUAUAUGAGUAGUAUCUAGCUAUGCUAAUAAGUUCUUUGUAGCCUAGAUACUGUGAGUUUUGUAUAAAAAUAAAGCGUAUUGAUGAACUAAAAGUGUGGUUGAAAAAACAAAAAAAAAGAAGAAAAAAAGCGACUAUACACUGCAACCAGAGAUUCUCCAACUGUAAAAACGACAUAAUGAAUAAACGACCACUUAGAGGACGCCUUUGCUCGGAAGCUUGUGGCUUGAACACAAAAACUACAAGGGGUAGCAAAUUUUCGAGUUAAGCCCUUCGAGUUAAGUCCCGACCACGCCCUUUCGCCCUUUCGAGUUAAGCCGCGACCACGCCCCUAUCACGCCCAUUUCCGUUGAGGGCUUAACUCGAAGUACAUAACCCGAAUUAGGUACUUCGAGUUAAGCCCUCCAGAAAAUAGGGGCUUAACUCGAUCAAAGUCAAACAUUUUGUUCUUCGAGUUAAGCCCAAACGUUAGAAAGAUGUAUACGAGCGAAGCUUUUAAUCUGAUCCCAAACAAAAUAAAUUAUCAUUUGGAUCGCGUUUCGUUUAAUCACAAUUCAAUACGUUUUAUUCAACCGACGUAUUAUAUAUAUUAGGGACUUUAAGAUUGACGUUUACGGCAAACCGCUAACCGCAAACUUCAAAUCGUAAUUUGAAGUCAACUGUUAUAUAGCUGUUCGAAGUUAGAGCAACUUGUGCAUAAACAUUGGACUAUGAAUUAGCUAAGACCUAAAGGAAUAAAGAUUUACCUUUUCUGCCGUAAAGAUUAAUUUUAAAAUAUUAUCAAAUUUUAUACCGGUGUCUCAAAAAACACCGGACUCUGUUUGAUUUCAUCUAACUUAAAAGCUAUAAAAGCUAUUGCGAUGAAAUAAAGAUCUUUGCAUUCAUAAUGGACUAACUUAGAUUUUGAUAUCCGCGCCGCCGUGUAAUAUCCUUUAUAUAUAUAUAAGCUCUAAUACUUGUUAUGUUUGAAAAAUAUUUAUUUCCCACCAUGUGAAUUGUUGACGACGCGUUCCGAUCGUUUCGAAUCUGGCGCAAAUAAAACAUUUAUGUUGAUUAAUUUUAAUUUUCCGUAACUCGUUUACAAACGUUGGGGCUUAACUUGAAGAACAAAAUGUUUGACUUUGCUCGAGUUAAGCCCCUAUUUUCUAGAGGGCUAAACUCGAAGUACCUAACUAACUAACUAAUUAUUUAUAUCUGCAACUGACAGGUACCCAGUCCAUGACUGAGGACUGGAAAAAUAUUGGUGCAUGAUGGGGGUGAUCAAGGCUCAAAUUUAAAAAAUCUGCAGCAUAAUUGGAUUGAUGUUUCGCAUUCUGAAUUAUAAGUUCCAACUGCAUGCAUGACGUCGUAACUUGACGGCGGACUCACAUUGAUUGGUUUCAAGUGGAAAAAAUAUGAAAGAGUUCGAAGGACGAUUACAAAUUACACAAUUAACCAUACUAUUCGUCUGUUGCUUUGCUUCUUUAACUGCUUCUUAACUUCGGGUUCUUAAUUAUUUGGUUCCUAUUCCUUAUACGGACUCUUAUUCCUACUUCCUAGUCAAAAACAUUUUUCUCCUUUUCCUGUAUGAAAAAAAGCUUCUUUAGUCUAUCGCCAGGAAAUAGUUGUUUCUUUAAAUGAAUUUGUUUACUAAUUUGAUUUGUUUCAGAGACAAAACAAAGACGUUAAGAAAUGGCUUACACUGCUUUCCCCGAAAACAAGUUACACUACUAUGGUGAACUGCCUGACACAAGCGGUAAUUCAAACAGAUACGAGCUUUCCAAAAGCAAUGUUCCCGAUACAGCUAAGGAAAUUCUCGUUUAUCUCUGGGCCACAACCAAGGGUGAUGAGGCAUUUCAUCGUUAUUACUAUCGCAUCCAGACUACCGAUGGCACACAGUUGUACAACCAAUACAUGAAUGUUGCUGCUUCCAAAGAUGUUUCUCUCAACUCCGCCAAUUUGUGGCUGCCUGUUUUUAAAGGUCACGGUAGGUGA